CCUUCCCAGAAACCGUCAAAUACAUAGCCGACAAUCCAAGGUUCCUGGGAAAACAUGUCCGAAUGUUCUACGACGAGAAACAUCACAAACUUAUGAUCAAGCUCGUAUCACACAUCCACGAAAUAGCACGCAGCUUGAUAUCCCGAGAAAUCGACAUCGCUGCAGACCGCAUGAGUAUCGUCCACGGCCUCGUACCAGAUGGUUCAAAGCGUGUCGUAUCAGGUCAAUAUACGAAAGAGCCCGCCUCUUCCUGGCAUCCUGCUACACUCCCACCUUCCAGGGAUGCAAAAUGGCCCUCAUUGGUGAUUGAAUGCGCAGACCUAGAAUCAAUUACUAGACUUCGAAUUGAAGCGGAAUGGUGGCUCACCCAAUCCGAAGGAGACGUCAGGGUCGUCGUUGUACUCAUUAUAUGGCCAUUCCGGUCAGGGAUAUCACUAGAGAAAUGGGUUCCGGAUCCGGAUGGAAAUUCGGGCUCUAAUGAUAGCACAACAGGUAAGGCGAAGUGUGUUCAGAGGAUUGAGUUGCAGUGCAGGUCAAAAAAUACGGCUAGUAUAGAGGUCAAUGGAGGGCCGUUGAGGCUUGAGUUUGAGAUGGUGUUCUUGAGGGCUCCUAAUUCUUCGAGGCAGCGUGAUAUUAUUGUGAGUGAGGAAGCAUUGGAGAGAAUUAUGGGGUUGGUAUCUGAUGGGAAUAUCUGAGUUGUUAUCUAGAAUAUUCUUGCUUCGAC
Molecule: messenger RNA, 724 nt
Organism: Aspergillus ruber CBS 135680
Lineage: Eukaryota; Fungi; Ascomycota; Eurotiomycetes; Eurotiales; Aspergillaceae
Exons: 1
Coding region: 63-695 (210 amino acids)
Source: RefSeq, a predicted model, not a curated record